UGACACUUACGCAGCUGCUGAACGUUCACUAAACAAUUCCGUCGCUCGUAUUCCUUCGACAUUCGAGUCGUUCCUCCGGCUCUUGACGGCUUCGGGCCGGUGAAGUCGCCUGGGACUAUUAUGCUUGCACCACUACUAAUUAAGCGUGCAGAGAACUAACUCGGUAUCAAAGCUUGGUAAUCCUAUAACAGAAGUGCGGUAGAUAUGGCACUGGACACCGAUUAUCCCCACUCUAUGGCUUGCAGUCCUGCGCCGCGAGAGCUGAGGAAGAACGGGGAUGAGAACGAUCGGCGAAACGAAUCUUCCGACAGUCUAAACCGGUUUUCUUUGCCAGGAAACAACCGUCUCUCGAUGCCAACAACUGGGACUGCGAGGUCGUUGAAAUUUUCUAUUGAAAAUAUAUUAUCUCCAGAUUUUGGAAGAGCAGCCAAGGAACAACGUUACAAUUCUACCGGCACCUCUCAAUCAGACAAACAGAAAAUUUCCUUCGGAAGCGCUCAGGUCAAAUCUACCGGGACGCCUGUUCCCACCUCUCCUGCCGCCGAAACCAGAUCCGGUAACGCCAGUACCUCGCCUUCGCCUCAGCCGACAGUCUGGCCAGCGUGGGUCUUCUGUACUCGUUACUCGGACAGACCCUCCUCAGGUCCUCGAAUGCGAAAGCUGAAGUCUAAAAAGAAAGCUCCGGACGAGAAGCGGCCGAGAACCGCCUUCACCGCAGAUCAGUUGGCACGUUUAAAGCAGGAGUUUCAAGAGAACCGAUAUCUGACAGAGAAACGACGUCAAGAGUUAGCGCAAAACCUUCAACUGAAAGAAUCCCAGAUUAAAAUCUGGUUUCAAAACAAGCGCGCUAAAAUUAAAAAGGCCAGCUGUGAGAAAAAUCCCCUAGCUCUACAACUAAUGGCGCAAGGCCUUUACAACCACAGUACUGUUCCCGUCCAUAAUGAGGAUGACGAAGACGGAGACUCAAGUUAUUCCGCGUGAACUUACACCCAAACAACGAAAUCAAAGAAAUGAACUUUUGUAAAGAACGACUUUUUAAACUGUUUAUCCUUUGUACAACUUCGCAUUUUACGUAGCGGGAAACUUCUUGUUGGGGUGUUUGACCUCGAUGACGUAAAACGUUUUCAGUGCAGCCUAACAUUAAUUUACAGGUGAUAAGGAUUCUGUUGGUGUUGGAAAGACUACUUCUGUACAAUGAUUUGUAUCGAGUUAUGUAUGUUCGGUAUGUACAUAAAUAACUUUAUAAGAUAUUGGACCGUGAAGGAACUAUAUGGAUAUCAUA
Messenger RNA from Limulus polyphemus (Atlantic horseshoe crab), 1282 nucleotides. RefSeq names its product homeobox protein engrailed-1-B-like. Lineage: Eukaryota; Metazoa; Arthropoda; Merostomata; Xiphosura; Limulidae. Gene Ontology annotation, molecular function: DNA-binding transcription factor activity, RNA polymerase II-specific; RNA polymerase II cis-regulatory region sequence-specific DNA binding. Gene Ontology annotation, biological process: regulation of transcription by RNA polymerase II; multicellular organism development; neuron differentiation. The coding region runs from base 205 to 981 and encodes 258 amino acids. The record is from RefSeq and is a predicted model, not a curated record. Gene Ontology annotation, cellular component: nucleus. The transcript is spliced from 2 exons.